Molecule: messenger RNA, 501 nt
Organism: Trichechus manatus latirostris (Florida manatee)
Lineage: Eukaryota; Metazoa; Chordata; Mammalia; Sirenia; Trichechidae
Gene: VMAC
Product: vimentin type intermediate filament associated coiled-coil protein
Exons: 2
Coding region: 1-495 (164 amino acids)
Source: RefSeq, a predicted model, not a curated record
AUGUCGGCGCCGCCCGCCCUGCAGAUCCGCGAGGCAAACGCGCACUUGGCGGCCGUGCACCGGCGCGCGGCGGAGCUGGAGGUGCGGCUGGACGCGGCGGAGCGCACAGUGCGCGCCCAGGCCGAGCGCCUGGCCCGCCACGACCAGCAGCUGCGCGCCGCCCUGGACGAGCUCGGCCGCGCCAAAGACCGUGAGAUCGCCGCUCUCCAGGAGCAGCUGCUGACCUCCGAGGCCGCUGUCCACAGCCUACAGGCCACCGUGCGCCAGAGGGACGACCUCAUUGGGCAGUUGCAGCCCCGGGCCGAGCUGCUAUGGGACAUCUGCCGUCACCAGCCGCCCCUGGCCAGGCUGCUGGCCACCCUGGCUGAGGCUGAGCGCCUGGGGCCCCUGCCAGCCAGCGACCCUGGUGGGCCCGGUCCCCCACUUGCCAACAGCACUGGGGAGGAAGGUGCCAUGGACCACCUGCAGCCGGCCGUGUUUGGGACCACGGUGUGAACCCUG